CUAGCUAGCACAUAAUUCACAAAAAACCGAGAAAUGGCUUCCGUGGUGCCAAUUCCUAGCAUACAAGACCUUAGGGUCAUAUUCCAUGAAAAAGUUCUUGUAUCCCCGUCCGAGAAAACCGAGAGAAAAUCCAUGUUUUUGUCCAACAUAGACCAAAUGCAUAAUUACAACGCGCACACAGCUCAUUUCUUCACUGCGAAUCCAGAUUUUCCUCCGAAAAUCGUGACCGAAAGGCUCAAAAUGGCUCUUGAAAAGGUGCUAGCGACAUAUGAUUUUGCCGCGGGAAGAUUAAGAACGAACCAGGAAUCAGGCCGAUUGGAGAUCGAAUGCGAUGGAGCUGGUGCUGGUUUCGUGGCCGCUUCUUCGGAAUAUUCCCUUUGUGACUUGGGGGACGAUUUGGUCUUUUCCAACCCAGGGUUUCGGCAGCUCUCAGUUUUGUUUGACAUUUUGCCACGCGAUGACCAACCACUACUCAUUUUACAGGUAACAUCCUUCAAAUGCGGUGGUUUCGCAAUUGGCACGGCAAUGAAUCAUACCUUGGUUGACGGGGCAGGCGCACAAAAGUUGCUGGCUGUUGAGUCACCUACAACGUUGUGGCGGUGCAGGGCUCUGUCGUCGGACAAAGAGAGAGUAGUGUCUACUCUUUUUACUUCAAUGGACAUACGUUCUAGGCUCAUUCCGCCAUUGCCGGAUUCCUACUGCGGGAACGCAGUGCUGUAUGCCGAAGCGUCGGCAAAGGGCGGUGAUAUUGAAAAACUGCCGUUUUCGAAGCUGGUGGAGUUGGUCUGGGAGGGGCCGAGAAGAUUCUCGGACGAGUAUGCGAGAUCUGUGAUAGACUUGUUGGAGAUUGAGAAAUGGAAGCUGAGGCCUCGUAUAGAAUACAACGUGACUUCAUGGUUGAAAUUGGGGUUGGAUCAGGUGGUUUAUCCAUGGGGUAAGCCUUUUUGUGUGGGGCCCAUAUGUACUGUACUCGCACACGCUUGUUUUCUAUUUCCAAGUGUUGAAGGUGGAGUUAAUGCCUUAGUUUCUCUACCGUCCGAGGAGAUGCAGCGGUUCCAGGCCUAUUUCCAUCAAUUCUUCACCUGAAAUUAUUGCAUUCU
Messenger RNA from Erythranthe guttata (spotted monkey flower), 1100 nucleotides. NCBI's taxonomy places the organism in Eukaryota, Viridiplantae, Streptophyta, Magnoliopsida, Lamiales, Phrymaceae. The record is from RefSeq and is a predicted model, not a curated record.